Messenger RNA from Maylandia zebra (zebra mbuna), 6600 nucleotides. It is a transcript of the gene plcb4b, whose product is annotated as phospholipase C, beta 4b. Lineage: Eukaryota; Metazoa; Chordata; Actinopteri; Cichliformes; Cichlidae. Gene Ontology annotation, biological process: lipid catabolic process; phosphatidylinositol metabolic process; release of sequestered calcium ion into cytosol. The record is from RefSeq and is a predicted model, not a curated record. Gene Ontology annotation, molecular function: phosphatidylinositol-4,5-bisphosphate phospholipase C activity; calcium ion binding.
UUCACUCAUUUACACGCACGCCACCGCGCGAUCGCACACGCACGCACACACCCAUUCGCGCGCAGGCACGUUAGGUGUGAGUGCAGUGUGUAGUGGUGGGUGUGGGAGGGGAUGGGGAGGGCUGCCCGUCUGAAGAGGGGUUCCUAAUCAGCGCGCAUCAGCACCGUUCAUUCUCCACUGGAGGGCGAGUGGUACAAGAACACCGGGACACUCCGGCGGGAGGGAGGCAGAGUAGACAGUCGGAGGGAGACGGGAUAGAGCAGCAGCAGCUGGAAGACACGCAGACAGGCGGAGACAGAAAAUCCCUACCCGGACCCUGCACAGCAUCAUUUUCUCUCCGCCGUCGGAUUAAACCCCCUCUCCAUCUCCAACCGCGAAACCACGCCGAGAUAUGAACUCCCGCUGAAAUUAUUGAUGCUGAACUGAGUGGUCCACUGCUAUCUUCCAGUGUUUCCCCUCCCCUCAGUUUUCUGUCUCCCUGUCUGUCACCUGACUUGUGAGCAGCCAUGACAAAGUCCUACGAAUUCAACUGGGAGAAGCACCUGCCUGAGUUCAUGCAGGAAGGCGCCUCUUUCGACAGGUUUGAUGAGGACCCAUACAUCUUUGAGCCCAACUGCCACAUGGAAGUGGACGAGUACGGCUUUUUCAUCACCUGGAAGAGUGAGGGAAAGGAAGGUCAGGUUCUGGAGUGUUCUCUCAUCAACAGUAUUCGCGUCGGUGCCGUCCCAAAGGACCCUAAGAUCCUGUCAUCAUUUGAGGCCACUGGAAAGACAGAAACAGACUUGGAGGGUUGCAUCAUCUGCAUCUGCAGUGGCACAGACCUGGUCAAUCUCAACUUCAUGUUCAUGGUGGCAGAGAACCCAGAGACAGCCAGGAAGUGGAUCGAGGGUUUGAGGUCAGUGAUUCACAACGUUAAGGCCAACAACGUCUGUCCAAUGACAUGCCUCAAGAAACAUUGGAUGAGAAUGUGUUUCCUUACCAACGUGAAUGGGAAGAUUCCUGUAAGAGGCAUCACUCGGACAUUUGCAUCAGGCAAAACGGAGAAGGGGAUCUUUCAGGCUCUGAAGGAUCUGGGCCUUCCUAGUGGAAAGAACGAUGAGAUUGAACCAGCAGAUUUUACCUUUGACAUUUUUUACGCGCUCACACAGAAGAUCUGCCCUCGCACAGAUAUAGAGGAGCUCUUCAAGAAAAUCAAUGGGAACAAAACUGAUUAUUUAACUGUAGACCAGUUAGUCAGCUUUCUGAAUGAAAACCAGCGCGACCCAAGGUUAAAUGAGAUUCUGUUUCCAUUCUACGACCCCAAGAGAGCCAUGCAGAUCAUCGAGAAAUACGAGAGAGACGAAGAUCUGAAGAAGAAAGGUCACAUGUCCAGUGAUGGCUUCUGCCGGUACCUAAUGUCAGAUGAAAAUGCUCCAGUGUUCCUGGACCGGCUGGAACUGUACCAAGAUAUGGACCAGCCGCUGGCCCAUUACUUCAUCAGCUCCUCCCACAACACGUACUUGACAGGCCGACAGUUUGGCGGGAAGUCCUCAGUAGAGAUGUACCGGCAGGUCCUGCUGGCUGGAUGCAGAUGUGUGGAGCUGGACUGCUGGGAUGGGAAAGGAGAGGACCAGGAACCCAUCAUUACUCAUGGCAAGGCCAUGUGCACAGAUAUCCUGUUCAAGGAUGUUAUCCAAGCCAUUAAGGAGACAGCAUUUGUCACAUCAGACUUUCCUGUUAUUUUGUCAUUUGAAAAUCACUGCAGUAAACCUCAGCAGUACAAGAUGGCCAAGUACUGCGAGGAGAUCUUCGGUGACCUGCUCCUCAAACAGCCUUUGGAGAACUAUGCGAUUGAACCUGGGCGUCCUUUACCCUCUCCAAGUGAGCUCAAGCGGAAAAUCCUCAUCAAAAACAAACGCUUGAAACCUGAAGUCGAACAGAAGCAGCUCGAGGCCUUCAAGAAACACAUGGAGGCAGGAGAGACAAACACCCCUGCUAUCAUUAUGGGAGAGGAGAAUGAAGACGACACAGAGAACGGAGAAAAAGAGGCAGAGGAUAAGGAUUUGAAUUCAGAGGCCCCCAGCAGUGUUUCUGAAGCAACCAGCGAGAAAGAAUCCAACAGUGUUUCUCAGAGUAAUGCUGUCAGCUCAAGGAAAGAUGACGAGCAAAGCAACAGUAUUAAGAAGGUACCUGAAGAUGAGGUGACAGAGAUAUCUGAAGCAACUGACGCCACAGACAUCUCUGAAGCAUCUGACCAAGACAACAACAAGAAGACUGUAGAUGUGGCAGAAGACUUAGAAGAGGCUCUGAUAGCUCAGUACACCUAUGUGGGAGCCACCACUAACAUCCACCCGUAUCUGUCAGCCAUGGUCAACUAUGCACAGCCGGUCAAGUUCCAGAGUUUUGAUGUAGCUGAAGAAAGGAAUAUCCAUCAUAACAUGUCAUCUUUUAACGAGUCAGUUGGCCUGGGCUAUCUGAAGACUAAUGCCAUUGAGUUUGUGAACUACAACAAGCGUCAGAUGAGCCGUAUCUACCCCAAAGGGGGCCGGGUGGACUCCAGUAAUUACAUGCCUCAGAUCUUCUGGAACGCAGGCUGCCAGAUGGUCUCACUCAACUUCCAGACCCCAGAUCUGGCCAUGCAGCUGAACCAAGGAAAGUUUGAGUACAAUGGUUCCUGCGGGUACCUGCUGAAGCCCGACUUCAUGCGGCGGUCAGACAGGAUGUUUGACCCAUUCUCAGAGACACCGGUGGAUGGUGUCAUCGCUGCAACCUGCAGUGUACAGGUGUUCUCAGGACAGUUUCUCUCUGACAAGAAAAUCGGGACCUACGUUGAAGUCGACAUGUAUGGACUGCCAACGGACACCAUCCGGAAAGAGUUUCGCACUCGCAUGGUGAUGAACAAUGGACUGAACCCUGCCUACAACGAGGAGCCAUUCGUCUUCAGAAAGGUGAUCUUACCAGACCUGGCCGUGCUGCGCAUCGCAGUCUACGACGACAACAAUAAGCUGAUUGGGCAGCGCAUCCUGCCUCUUGACGGCCUGCAGGCUGGCUACCGCCACAUCUCUCUGAGAAACGAAGGCAACAAGCCGCUGUCGUUGCCCACAGUCUUCUGCCAAAUCAUCCUCAAGACCUACGUGCCCGACGGCUUCGGAGCUAUUGUGGAUGCUCUAUCAGACCCAAAGAAGUUUUUGACUAUAGCAGAGAAGAGAGCUGACCAGAUGAAAGCACUGGGAAUUGACACGAACGACAUAGCAGAUGUUCCCAGCGGAAGCUCCAAAAACGACAAGAAAGGGAAGGGUAAAGGUGACACCGUGAAAACCAGUGUGACACCGCAAGCCAGCUCAGACAUGGCCCAGACUUCCAACGCUGCCCAAAAUAACACGACCGAAGCCAAGAAGGAUAACGCACUCGUGCCUACUGUCAGCAUUGAUGACUUAAAGCAAAUGAAGUCGUACCUUAAAUUGAUUAAAAAGCAGCAGAAGGAGCUCAACACUCUAAAGAAGAAACACUCAAAGGAUCAAAAUACAAUGCAGAAAACUCACUGCACGCAGGUGGACAAGAUAGUGUCUCUGCAUGAUAAGGAGAAAGUAACUCUGGAGAAGCUACUAGAGAAAGCCAUCAAGAAACGAGGUGAAAACAACUGCCAAGAGCUGAAGAAGGAGACAGAAGAUAAGAUUCAAACGCUAGUUGCUGAUCAUAAAACCAAGGUAAAGGACAUCACAGCACAGCACACCAAAGAGUGGUCAGAGCUAAUCAGUAGUCACAGCAGUGAGGAGCAGGAGAUGAAGGACAGCCACGUCACCCAGCAGUGUGAACACCUCAAGAAGCUCUUGGCCACUGUCCAGGAGCAGCAGACCCUGCAGCUCAAACUCAUUCAUGAAAGGCAGAGCAAAGAGAUGCGUGCCAACCAGGCUAAAAUGUCCAUGGAAAACAGUAAAGCCAUCAGCCAGGACAAGACUAUCAAAAAUAAGGCAGAGCGAGAGAGGAGAGUGCGAGAGCUAAACAGCAGCAACACCAAGAAGUUCCUGGAUGAGAGGAAGAGGCUGGCUAUGAAGCAUCAGAAGGAGAUGGAGCAGCUAGAGAAAAACCAGAGAGAGCAGCUGGAGAAACUGGAGAAGUUCAAUGAGCAGCUUUUGAAAUCACACCAUGCAAACAAACAGGUUCAAGACGAAGGACAUGCAGCAGAUGGUGAAGUUGGAGGAGGAGAUGGACCGCAGACCUGCCACAGUGGUGUGAGCGGCUGAGACUGGGAAGACACAUUCACACUUGUACACUCAAACACAAGAAGGUGCAGAAAACACUCCACAGAAAGCCCUCUACAGUCCAGAGAUGAAAACCUUCCUGCAUCACUUUCUGUGUUUUAUUUAUGUUCGCUCAGACACACAGCAGCCCCGGCCCUACACCUCUUCUUUUGCUCUGUUCACUCAGCCAUGCAUCGUGUGCUCUCCAACCACUAUCUUUAUACCACUGAGCCAUUGGUGCUUAUCACCGUUUGUCAGGGGGGAUUAACCACUUAUCGAGACAGGAAACGUUACCUCGGAGAACACACAGGAAAAUACGUCGUCUCCUCUAGUGUAUCUAAAUUCUCUGUUGCCAUCACAUUGUAUGUUCUCUUCAGCUAUUAGCAGUACUUAGUACAAGCACACAUACACCAAAUUCCUCACACACACACACGCCGGCUCAUGACAGGUCACAUAAACAGGCUCUGUUCCCAAUUUGACCAUUUUUGCGAAGGAAAAAAAAAAAAGCAGUAUCCAAUGAACCGCUGCAGAAACAGAGGGAUGAAGAGUAUGUAUAAGAUUUAAUGUCAUUUCAGCACAAAUGAAUCAACUGUAUGAGAAAUACACUGUAUGCUACACCAGUCGUGUCCUGAGCACUUUGUAUCUGAUAGGCUGUCAAAAAAAGUUAAAAAAGGAAAAAAAGAAAAAGAGAAGAAAAACUAACAAAAACACAGAACAUGUAGCGGUGCACUACUGUAGGUUUUCUGUUUUCAGUAAGAAUGUAUUUUUAAAAAAAUAAAAUUGUUGUAUUAAGAGUGGCAACACCCACCCCCCUUUCUCCCUCCAUGUUACACAAUCCUCCACCUUAUCACAAAGACAUGUUAUUGACUUUUUGAUGACUAUAAAAAAGGUUUAUUGUCAUGCUGAGUCAGAAUACUAUAAAGGGAUCACAGGGAAUACAUGCUAAUCCCUCAAUCAAAUUUUUUUGUUUCACUUACUUUAAUUUUAGGUACUCAUGAGAUGGUUUAAUAGCUGUGCUUCUUUUGCACUUGGAAAUUACAUUUAUAUGUAUUUUACUCGUUUCCAUGAGUACAGUUUAAACUGCAAUACUUUUGGUACUCUACGUACACUAUGCAAACAAGAUAAUUCCCUCAUAGCUGUAACAGUAAACGGUAUUCCACACUUGCUGUCGCCCAUUCCUCUAUCUGACUUUGGCUGGCAGCCGUCUCUUUGUCUUGUCAUUAUUACAGCAUUGUUGAAUGCUAGUGCUCCCUUUAUAGAUUCUUGACUGCACCUGAGCACCCUCAGCUUGUAAACCUCGCAGUUUCCCUGUCCUGCUCUGGCUAUAGGAGGGUGGACCGAAUAACAGAUUCGUAGAAGUCUCUGGUGUUCACUCCUGUCUACAGCAGGUUCCCUUCCUAACGAUGUUACAGAGGUGAUGUUGGAGGUGGUGGUACUGUGCCCUGAUGCCUCUGCAGAGAAUUAAAAGUGUGAUGUGCAGUACUGUUAUAAUUUCACACUAACAUUGACUAAACUGACAAAAAAGUCAUGUAAUGAUAUAAAAACAUUAAGGAUAAAGGCACCUAUGGGUAUUUUGGCCUUUUUUAAAAAGUUUUGUUUGUUUGUUUGUUUUCCUCUGUUUUAUUCUGCUGUGUUAUAUGUAAAGGGUAGACGGGAUAUUCUUGUAUAUACUGGAAUGUAUGUAGUUUAAUUUACUUUUGGACCAGUUGUGUUCUGCCAUUUAAGGGCUUGGGGAUUGAGUGGGUCUGCUGGGUGAGGGAAAAAUGAUCAACCAUUGUUUUGUUUUUGAGUUUGUUCUUUUUCUUUUCUUGUUUUCCAGUCUGCCCUUAUACUGCACCACACAACACGAUAUAAAGCUCUCACCACAUAUCUAGUGUAGAGAUAAAUGAGUAAAAGUGCUUUUAAAUUUUAUUCCAUCGCUUUCAAAUGUGCCACUCGGUGUCUGUUAGGAUGUUUAAAUUAUUUUAUGAAUGAUAAAAUGCCAAAUUAAGGGGUUAUUUAUAUGAAAGUAUAUAUAAAUAAAUGAAUAUAUAUUAUAUAUUAGAUAAUGUGUAGUUUAAGAUGAUUAUGUUAGAAGCUUUUUUUGCACUAGUUGAAUGUUUCUGUUGUGUGAUUUACAUGUAACCUUUGGCUCUCGAGUUUGUCAAAAAAGCAGAUUAUUUUUGCAGAGCAACAUCACUGAUUUCAUUUCCUCAGUUUCUACUGUAUCUCCUUUAUUUUCUAUUUGAAUUGUAGCUUGUCGACAGACAUUCUGUGCGUGUUUUUGUAUUUAUAUUGUACUGUUGAACUUAUAGCAAUGAAAAUACUGUUGUUAUCCAGCUCCUUUAAUACUGUUUUAUAGUAUGUGUCUCAAUAAAUCCAGGUGUAAAAUGGGACAUAA